CAUUCUGACAAAAUGGAGGACGGUUAGACAAAUCUGUCAAAGAAAUGUCAAUAGUUUUGGUAUUUUAGCUUUCAAGUUGAAAUCGUAAAUAGUAUAUAUCUUGCGAUUACGUUAAAAUAAUCAGAUUCUUGCAAUUAUGGCAACCUCACCUAUGUCAGAAGUAGUUUACGCCAGGGAAGAGGGACAUGUCAUGUCAGACAAAGUUUCCCAGUUGGCUUCCUCAGUUUAUUCUGAAUUUGAAAAGAUGAUUAAGAAAUACGAUGAAGAUGUUGUUAAAGAACUCAUGCCUCUGGUCGUUGGUAUACUUGAAAGUCUAGAUCUUGCGUACUCAGAGAAACAAGAGGUAGAUGUUGAAAUUGAGUUGUUGAAAGAGGAUAAUGAACAACUUUUGACACAGUAUGAACGUGAAAAACAACUUCGAAAAUCAUUAGAUCAGAAAUACCUUGAGCUGGAGGAUGAGACAGAAGAAUACAAGAAAAAUUCGGAGGAGAAAGUCGAGAGCCUUGAAUCUAUAGUGAGAAUGCUGGAAUUAAAACAUAAAAAUGCUACUGAUCAUUUAAACCGACUGGAAGAGAAGGAAGCAGAUUCUAAGAAAGAAUACAAUAAAGUACAUGAACGUUAUACUGAGCUGAUGCGUACCCACAUGGACUACAUGGAGAGAGCCAAGAUGUUGAUGGGAAGUGAUCGCAUUGCAGAAAUGGCCAACAGUCCAAGAUCUAGUAUAGAUCGAGGGUCGCGGAAAAACAGUUAUAAUUACAGUAACUGGAAAUCCCCACAACCAUCACCUAUAGACAUGGGUGGUUUCCAACUCCCAAACUUGCGGCAAACAGGAAACAUGCACCUUUCAGGGACACCACUCAGCUCUACUAACAGCCCUCCAGACGCCAGUGCAUUUGAUAUGAUGUCACCGCGUAGUGGUAAAGACUCUAAUAUCAGUAUUAAAAGUGAACUGAGUGGGUCUGACACUCCAGAUAUAAAUUCAAACACUGGACGUAAUGUGGUAGUUACCACGGAAACAAGUGAUAAAGAACAGAAUACUGAUGCUGUUAUAGUCCGUGAAUUUGCUACUGCCACAAAAAGUAAACAGGUUAUAAGUUCUAGUCAGUCUGAGCCAGCUGUAACUGAAGUAAAGACAGUUGACAAAGAAAAUGAAAAUGACAAAGUAAAUGAAAAUGAUAAUGAAAAAUCUGUUAUGUCAGAUCAAAGUAGUAAAACUGAUUCAGAAAAAGAUAAAACUUGUGAUACAGAUGCUCAAACUAAAUCAGAACCGGAAAAUGUGCCAAAUGUCUCAGACAGUAGUGAUGCAUCUCAUCAAGUAGACACAAAGACAGUUACUGAAACCUUCAAUGAAGGUAGUUCUGAAUCUUCAGGUAUAAACAAUGUUGAAAGAGUAUCAGAAAAGGUUAUAGAAAAGAAAAGUAAAACUAAAAAAUUAGGGAAAGUAGACACUAAGAAACCUGCUCAGACUGAGAGAAAUGUCCUUGAAAUGCCUCAGUCACCUAUUUCACCAGUGUUUGACCAUGGAGACUUUUCUUAUGAGGAGGAUGUCAUGCCUGGUUUGGAUGAUACUAUUGCACACAUAGUGGCAACAACUCCUGAGCUAGAUGAGAUGGAAGAAUCUAUGGACAGCAGUGGUAGCAUGAAUAAUAACAGAACUCCAAAGAGAAAUGAUGCCUCUAUAUAUGAUGAACUUACAAUACAAGAUGCUGACCUUAUAGGUGAUGUAGAUUAUGGUGCUGAUAUUACAGGAAGGGCAGUUAAUCCUGCUGAUUAUGCAUCUUCAGACAGUGAAGAUGAGAAAGAUGAACGAGGAUCCAAUGUGAGUGACAACUUCUUUGGCAUGAGCAGAGAACUGGAGAAUCUAAUCCUCGAAAAUACAGAACUUUUAGCUACAAAGAAUGCCUUAAACAUCGUGAAAGAUGAUCUAAUUGCCAAGGUGGAUGAGCUGUCUAGUGAGCAAGAAAUCUUGAAGGGAGAGAUAACAUCUCUGAAGGCAGUAAAGGACAAAUUACAGGGUAGAAUAAAAGAUCUAGAGGAGGAAGUAAAGAAAACAAAGGAAGAAUUAGAGAAGAAAUCACAGCAAGCACAAGAAGGAGAGACUGAGGACGAUGUACCGAUGGCACAGCGUAAACGUUUUACACGUGUAGAGAUGGCGCGUGUAUUGAUGGAGCGUAACCAAUACAAGGAGAGACUUAUGGAGUUACAAGAGGCGGUGCGUUGGACAGAAAUGAUCCGGGCUUCCAGGGAACAUCCAGAAAUUGCUACAUCUAAGAAGAAGUCUUCCAUAUGGAACUUCUUCAGUAACCUGUUCAGCAGUUCUCCAGAUAAGCCAAAGAAAAAACCUCUUCCUGUUGCCAUGAUUAAGUACAAUGCCCCAACAACCAAUGUACAACCUGUAGGUGAUCCAAACCAGAAAAAUAGAGGAAAAUAUAACCUUGGUGAUAAGAACAAAGCUUAUGACUUCCUUCAAGAUGAUCUAAACAAAUCACUCGGUGAACCAAUUGUUACACAACCAGAUACCUCAGAAAAAGCAAAGAAGGAAAGAGAGAAGGAGAGAAAGGAGCAGUAUAAACAGGUUCGGGCUCAUGUCAAGAAGGAUGAUGGACGUAUGCAAGCAUAUGGAUGGAGUCUACCUGCCAAGUUUCAGCCACAGAUUCCAAGUUCGACUCCCGCACGAAGCGCAGUGCCUGUACCAGUGCCAGUGUAUUGUAGACCAUUACUGGAAGGUGAAUUUGGGUUAAAGAUAUGGUGUGCAGCUGGUGUAAACUUGACUGGUGGUAAAACAAAGGAUGGUGGCUCUAUUGUAGGGGCCAGUGUUUUCUACUCUAACCCUCCAGAGAUAGAAGAUAAAAAGGAGGGUGACAAUGAGGUGGAUAAACUAGAACAACAACUCAAGGAUCAUGAGAAUAAUAUAAAGAAAUCAGAUAAAGAACAGUUGUCUUCUUUUGUGUGGAUUUGUACGAGUUCUCACUCACAGAGUAAUGCUUCUGUCAUAGAUGCCAAUCAUCCUGGUGAAGUACUGGAGACAUUUAGAGUUUCUACAACACCUAUACUAUGUAUAGCUAGUGUUCCAGGAGCUCUGGAGUCAGAUUAUCCGGUAGAUGAGGAUAUAUUGAAGGCGGAGUCAUACCCUCAAUACCCAGAACCUGUACCCGAGGAUACCAGCAAGGAGAAUAAGGAAGGUGGCGAGGAUGCUGGGGUUGGUGGUAUAUCGUUUGUACAAUGUGCUACAGGAGGUGCUGGUAAAAGCAGUACAGCAUCACCUGUUGGUUCUGCACCAGGAUCUAGAGAUGCUUCACCAAGUCGUUCUAAUCUACCCGAGGCCGUCUCCGAAGUACUCUCUAAACAUGAAGGUGGUGGAAAAAGUAGGAGUUCCAGUAGUUUGAAUGACAAGAGGGCUUCUGUAGAUUCUUACAUACCCUCAAACAAGAGGGCCUCCCUCGAGUCUUUGUUUGGUAAAAGGUCAUCUAGAUGUUCCGAUGGUUCGGUAGAGAAAGAAGGCGGAUCAUUGCCGCACAGUGGUGAGGCUAGUCAUUUCCAUACUGGAACUCUUGAUAGAAUAGCCUUUGGAGAAACACUACAGCCUACAGUGUUUAAGGCCAAGGGAUCUCCGGUCUCUUCGUACAGCACCCCUGACACGAGCAGUGGUAAUCAUGAGCCGGCGAGUUUUUUGCGCGAGGCCUUCAGAGAGAUGGAUUUUCAUUUGUGUAAGAAAUCACCUCCAGUUCGAUCUCCGUGUAAUAGAUUAUGGAUUGGAACAGGAAAUGGUGUAUAUAAUCCUGUACCUUUGUCAGAAAACAACAAGCAGACGGUAUCUAUGGGGUCAUCAGGAGGUCGUCCUGGCGGUCUAGUGAGGGUGUAUACUGACACUAAGACAGAUGAUGUGAUGCCUGCAAGUUUUAUACCUUACUGUACAAUGGCCCAGGCCCAGCUAUCUUUCCAUGGUCACAGGGAUGCUGUGAAAUUCUUUGUUGCUGUGCCAGUGAAGCCAUGUGAAAGACAGGCAUCAAUUCUCACAGGAAAAAAGAGGAGAGGAAUGACCAAUGUGACAACAGAUGUUGACAAACCUGAGACAGAGGAACCAGGGGAACCAGGUGAACCAGGAUCUGAUGAUGGUUCCCGGCUUGUCAUUUCUGGCGGAGAGGGUUAUGUUGACUUUAGAAUAGGUGAUGGAGAUGAUGACAUUCUUCUAGGUGAUGCUGAGGAAAAGGAAGAGAAAUCAUCACUGAGUAAAGGGGAGAGAAGUCAUCUGAUAGUGUGGGAAGUUUCCUCCCCUGAAUGAAUAUAUUGACUGGAGUAACUUCCCUUUAAUGAUCAUACACCAUGGACAAUAUCAGUCUCACCAUCUUUGUAUGGCAGACAAUUAAUUUAUGUAUGGAGAUGAUUUAACAUGUGAUUUGUUAAAGAUCUGAUUAGAAGAAACAAAGUUUGGAUUGAAAUGAUUCUGACAAAUAGAAAUCGCAUCUAGAAACUGCCUGACUUCAUUUACUGCAAACUAUUCUAUAGAUGUUGUCUCCAAGUGUUCAAAUGCUUUUCAAUCAUGUUCAGCCUGGGAAAACCAAAUUAAAUGUCAAUAUUUAUUUAAAGCUUCAGCUGUAUUGUUUUAGAACACCGUGGAAAUAUCAUACACUGAUAAAGUUAUACAUCAUCAUAAAUGGCUAUAUGAUAAGGUCAUAUACCAGUACAUAUACAUUGCAUAACAAAAAUUAUGAAGUCAUAUGUUAUUUUAAGUCAUAACUCUUACUAAAGGCUGGUGGUAGAAUAGGUCUUGUAGAAAGGAGUGGGUGGGGUAUGACCAAUGUGAUACUAGAUUCAUCAGUUACUGUGUUCAUGUAUGUGUUUAUAAUCUCAUCAAUAAAUUGUGACUCACACUGCUUGUUCUACCGGGGGUUCGAUACAGGGUUGGGUUGGACAUGAACCAAUGGACACAAUUAUAUUGGAAUAUAUGAGGGUUAUCAAACAGUGUGAGUACCAAUUAGAGGGUUAAAUUGGCAUGUUAACAUAACAUGUUUACAUAGCAUAAUUAUUAUUUACAUUGUGUUUGUCGAAUAUUGUGACUCAUAGUUUAUUAAAAAAUUAAACUAUUGAUACUUCUAGGAUAUUAGAAGUGUAUAAUUUCAGUUUUAAAAUAUCUUACAUGAACAAACUAUAGAGCAUCAUUCUACUGCUCCUAAUUAUUAGAAUAAGUGUUACUAUGGUUAUAAACAUGUUGUCAAGGUAACUUAGUCCUUGAAAAUGGCAGAUGUUGGGAUUGGU
Molecule: messenger RNA, 5256 nt
Organism: Ruditapes philippinarum (Manila clam)
Lineage: Eukaryota; Metazoa; Mollusca; Bivalvia; Venerida; Veneridae
Product: C-Jun-amino-terminal kinase-interacting protein 4-like
Biological process (GO): vesicle-mediated transport
Cellular component (GO): cytoplasm
Molecular function (GO): MAP kinase scaffold activity; JUN kinase binding; signaling receptor complex adaptor activity
Source: RefSeq, a predicted model, not a curated record